Molecule: messenger RNA, 2523 nt
Organism: Prorocentrum cordatum
Lineage: Eukaryota; Dinophyceae; Prorocentrales; Prorocentraceae
Source: the annotation of a GenBank genome assembly
AUGCCCGCGGCCCUUUGCCCUCGCCGCCACCUCGCGCUCGGCCUGGAGGCCGCCGCUGCGCUCGGCCUGCUGGCCACCGCUGCUGCGGCAGCGCCGCACUUCGACUGCCGCCCGGGCGCGGUGGCGUUCGAGACCGUGCAUCUGCCAGGCCGCAACGUCGUGCUUCUCAGGCAGGGCCCCGGGUGCCCCGUGCUGGCGCCCGAGCCGCCCACGACGUCGGGCAGCCCCCAGGCUUCGGAGGACGCGGCCGAGGCCGCGCUCGUGGACGACGCCGCCGAGGACGCGGUGCUGUCGCCCGCCAGCGCGCUCCACGCCGGCAGUGCGCGCGCGCACACCGCCGGCCUGCGGCGGGCCCCCGUGCUCACGAGCGGCGCGGCCAUCGCUGGGGUCCUGGCGACGAUGGUUCUGCUGGCCGCGAUCUCUCGAGCGGUCUGGGACAGGAACGUGCGCCAGCCCAGGCUGCUCGCCCAGAAGGCGGCGGCGGACGAGGCCGAGCGGGCCCGCCUCGCCAGCGAGGAGGCGGAGCGCCGGGCCCGCGAGGAGGAGCUGGAGCAGGCGGCCCGCGCGGAGGCGGAGCGGAGGGCCCGCGAGGUUGCCCUGAAGGGGGCACGAGAGGAGGCGACAACACUGGCGCAGAGAGCUCUGCAGGAGCAGGAGGAGGCGGUCGAGGCGAGCCCCACGGGCAGGAGCAGCAGGCCCAGCAGGUCUCCGAGGGACCGGUGCCAGUAUGACGACAACAGGCACGCCUUCCAGCUGGCCCGCCAGGAGGAGGAGGAGCGCAGGUCGCAGCAGGAGAAGGACGACGUCCACAGAAAGGGGCAGGGCGCAGCGGAGGCGCCUCCCGAGAAGAAAGGCUGGUGCGCGCCCUGCGGCUGCUCCUCGGGCAAGGCCGCGGCGGAGCCCGGCCGCAGGGGGAUGCGGCUGGAACAUGCCGCCAGUCUGCACGCGGCGUGCGCGCUCGGAGUCAUGGUCGGCUGGGUUAGCUCAGUGGCCUUCUCGCCACAUGACGCCAACAUUCUUGCGAGUGGCAGUGGUGAUCGGAAGGUGUUCCUCUGGGACCUCACUGCUGGCACUGUCUACCAGCGCCUGGAGGGGCAUGCGGACUCGGUUAUGUCAGUGGCCUUCUCGCCACAUGACGCCAACAUUCUUGCGAGUGGCAGUGCAGAUUGGAAGGUGUUCCUCUGGGACCUCACUGCUGGCACUGUCCGCCAGCGCCUAGAGGGGCAUGCGGACUGGGUUAUGUCAGUGGCCUUCUCGCCACAUGACGCCAACAUUCUUGCGAGUGGCAGUGCAGAUUGGAAGGUGUUCCUCUGGGACCUCACUGCUGGCACUGUCCGCCAGCGCCUAGAGGGGCAUGCGGACUGGGUUAUGUCAGUGGCCUUCUCGCCACAUGACGCCAACAUUCUUGCGAGUGGCAGUGCAGAUUGGAAGGUGUUCCUCUGGGACCUCACUGCUGGCACUGUCCGCCAGCGCCUAGAGGGGCAUGCGGACUGGGUUAUGUCAGUGGCCUUCUCGCCACAUGACGCCAACAUUCUUGCGAGUGGCAGUGCAGAUUGGAAGGUGUUCCUCUGGGACCUCACUGCUGGCACUGUCCGCCAGCGCCUAGAGGGGCAUGCGGACUGGGUUAUGUCAGUGGCCUUCUCGCCACAUGACGCCAACAUUCUUGCGAGUGGCAGUGGUGAUCGGAAGGUGUUCCUCUGGGACCUCACUGCUGGCAUUCUCCGUCAGCGCCUGGAAGGCAGUAUUGUCGAUGUGACUGUCGGGCUUGCGCACACGGUCGAUGCUGAGCGCAUUGAGUUGCAUCCGACAGGCGAGGCGGACGAGGGCAGGGAGGAGAGCCAACCGCCCGAGCCUUGGGAGGCCGAGGACCUCCUGGGCGACCUGCCGCCGGGCCCGGCGCUGGACGGCGAGGCCGGCGCGUCCGAGGACCAGGACGACGCAGUGAUUGUUAAGAGGCGCAUGUCAGCACGCAAUGCGUUGCUGGACCAGGCGGGCAGCGCGGUGAAGGCGUUCCAGAUGCUCGACCUCAACAGCAGCAAGACGAUUAGCAGAACGGAGUUCACUGCUGGCAUGUGGCAGACCCUCGGCAAGGACGUGGUCAAGAGCUUCGUCGCCCUCGACAAGAACGAGGACGGGGUGCUCGACAUGGCCGAGCUCUUCCCCAGGGGGGCAUCCUGCCGUGCGGCCGUCAGCACCCCGGACUUCUGGGGGAAGUGGUGCAGGCAGAACGACAAGCUCAUCCGCCAGGGCGAGCGGCUGGCGAAGUGGCACGCGGAGGACCCCGACGAGGAGAUCACGCGGAUGCUGAAGAGGGUCGAGGAACAGGACCAGAGCGCCUCGGAGCGAAGGCGCAUGAAGAUGUGGAUCCGCCACCUCAAGGCCGAGGGCGCCAGCGACGCGAUGAUCCGCAGGCUCUGCGCCUCGCACCUCCCGAAGGCCCCGCGCCCUCCGCCGGUGAACGACGAGGCCUGUGAGAUCACAGGCGACGAGGACGUCGCCGACUCCCGUGCGGCGGGCCCGUGA